UGCGCAGAAGAGUAUGCAACUCAUCUGUUUUUCGCGCGUGUGAAAGCAGCUAAAAGCAUGGACGUUGUGGAAGCUUCUGAGGAUGGAAACAACUCUCAGUUAUCACUUCAGAAGUGUAUUUCAUACCUGAAAUCUGCAAGGAGCGACAACGAACGAUUUGCAGCACUUCUUUUGGUGACGCAACUCGUAAACUCAAACAGCUUGGACAGUGCAGGGCGACGGAGCCUCUUCCAUGCGGUCGGCUUUAAUUUCGUCAACAGGCUGUUGAACUCGAGUAAAGUACCGGAAGACUGCCCACAAGACGUUUAUCGCUCGUUGGCUCUAACCAUUCUAGCCUGUUUUGCAACUGAUGCUGAAUUUCUCGUGCAUCCAGAAAUGCUGGCGAAGAUUCCUCAAUUUCUGGCAGGCUUCUCGGACGAAGAAGAGAACGUAAACAUUGUGAACGAUUGUUAUCAGAUUCUCUCCGCUCUCACUGCAACGUCCGUAGGAUGUAGUCAUUUGGGGAGAAAAGAUGUUUUUACAAAUCUUAGCCGUAUCGCAAGUUGUGGAGCAAACCAGGCUAAAUCAAAGAAAGCGAUUGAAAUCAUGGUUCGAGUUGUAAACAGUUCACCAUUUAAUCUGCAGGAAGACGAAUCACCAGCGGAGAGUAUCUUUGAAACUGUACGUGCCUUGAGCAAACGCUUUAAAGAGGCUCAAGACUGCUCGAAAUUUGAAUUGUGCAGUUCUUUGGUCCUUUUAUUAGCCAGUAUUAACAAAACAGUUUUCCAGAAAUUCCAAGAAAAACAGUGGCUAAAAGACAUUAAUAUAGGAGUUAAUCAGAUAUUGCAGUCAAAAGUUUCUUCACAGCAAAGGGAUCCUGCAGUUGUUUUGGUCUCAUUGGUGACUGAACUUGUGGGAAUGGACUGGAUGAUUGAACCAAAUGGACAGAAAUCACCAGGGCUUUUUAUCUUAAGCGUGACUGUUGCAAGCAUUGAGACAAGAAUGAUAUUGGAUGGGAAAACAUGGGUGGAAGUGAGCCCCAAAGCAGAUCUUUUGAUCAGUUGUUAUAACAUCCUGGAGAAAGCAAUCAACUUUGUUAUUGUGAACACUGAUAUAACAAAUGAUGUGCAGUUGCCUGAGUUUGUGAGCAACAAUCUGCCAAAAGUAUAUUCUCUUGCAACUGAAGCUAUUCAUUCCAUCAUCCAGUUCCUGGGAAAUGUCAUCUCCAUGGAGGACAAAGAAAUAACAGAUAUGAAGCUGCGUGAGCUGGUUUAUGCCUCAGUCAGAGUAUUGUGUGCAUGGAUGGCAGAGGAAACUGCUGCGCUGCAGGAUAGCAUCUGUAAGCUGCUACCAUUCCUGCUGAAAUUGGGGAAAGAAAGCCUGGAUACCUUUUCAGGUAUUUACCAUAGCAUAAUAAUGACAGUCAUGUCACUAUUUUGAGCCCUAAAACAUGGAAAAAGGGAUCCUUAAACAGAAACUGGAAAAACCCUGACAUGAACGGCCUCUGUUUUCAGCUAUCUCUUGGGAGUUUGUGACUCAAGGAGAUGGCUGAAAUUCAGGCUAGAAUUAAACAUGACUUUGCUUAUUUACAGUGACGGUCAAAAGUAAGUUGACAGUCACUUGCGUCGCGAUCCUUGAGACUUGAUUCUUGAAACUUUCGAGGAUGGAGUCUUGAGUCUCGAUGAUCAGGGAUCAAGUUUUUUCAAAUUUCGAGUUAAGAAAGACUAUGAACUUGUCGUGUAGACUUACCUUUUAUUCUAAAAAGGACCAUCCUGUGCCUUGGGUGAGACUCGUUUGCUUUCAUGUAAACGAAGCUUGCUAUUUGAAGGCGAAAACGUUCACUUAUGGUCUCCUGUUAAAAGUCCUUUGGAAACUUGCUUUUAAGAAGUGGAGGCAUACAUGUAUGUAAGGUAAAUGUAAUAGUGGUGAAAAUUGAGCCUCCGUUUGAAAGUACCAUUUUAAAUAUGGUACUAAUAAAUUUUAUUCGGCUAUAAGCCGAGACCCUAAACUUUAAACUCGUAGAAUCAGCAUAACCAAGAACGAAAGGUAAAUCCAAAACACCUGGCUAUAAGCCGAGACCCAUUCGUUACAAGACUUUUAACUACUGUAAAACUUAACAAUUUCCAAAGAAAUAUGACCUUCUCUAGGAAAACGUACAAUUGUUGUUUGGGUUCUUUGCUGCUAUCAAUCUUUCCUCAUGUCUUCAGGGCUCAAAGUAACGGCCGGUCAACGGACAAUGUCCGGCAUGAUCGUGGACUUGACCCGGUCAAACUCUCGUCUUGCCGUUCAUUUUGACCGGUCAUUUUUGGAUGCGAACAUUUAUCAUAUUUUCCAUAUAGUUGUCCCUUAAUGCGUUUUGCUCUAUAACGCUGUAAUGAUUUCUUUUUUCUUUGGCUUUUUGUUGUAAUGAAAUGCAACAAAGCGAAACAGUAACAAACUGAGUUGUGGAGUAACACAACGAUUCAGCAGGAUGUACUGUACGUUCUGCUUUGCUGUGACCAGUAAUGUGACCUUCUUUGGGAAAACAUGCACUAACGAUAAUCUGUUAUUUGUUAGAAAACUAAAAGAUAGCUAACAGGUUUUAUCCAUCAAACGUUUCACAUGUACUUGUAAGAGGAUUGUGAAAGUCACCUUUGACGGAAUUUGGGUAAAUCGAUCGCUCAUCCUCAGGGUUGUCACUAAGAUUUCAUGUUGCCGGGUAAAUACUACAAGUAGGAAUCAAACGGCUAGGGAUUUCUUUUGGUUCUAUUUUUCUCCUAUUUUCCAAUAAAAGUAGCCCGGGGCCACUCUCUUAGUAGCCGGGGGAAAUCCCCGGCCCCCGGCUCUUAACCCAUUUGCCCCUGAACUGCCCGUAACCGCCCGUGUACGACAACCCCCGAAUUCCCUGAACCGCCCGUAACCGCCCGUAAAAAUGGCCGCUGGAUUCAGUCCAUUCCCCUCUGAUUGAUGGAUAAUAAACCAAUCAUUUGCCAUCUUUUGCGCAUUUUUUGACAGAUGAUGAGAAGCACCACAGGGUCGGGUUUUUCGAAGAGCACGAGCAAAAGAAAUUCGCGAGAGUAAUGGCCGCCCGUGUUGAUUUCGAAUCAAAGUUCGCAUCACGUUUGAGAGAACAUAGAGAUAAUUCGACUCUUGAUCACUUCAGGUUGUUGAACAGACCUUGUGAAAAACCUUCUGAUUGAGAUUUAAACGAUCUUAAGACUGAAAAAGACAAUCCUAGCCCUCAAAUUGCCGAGCGCUUCGUAGGUAAACAAACCGCAUGGACUAUCGAUGAAAACUUACCUCGUUCAUUUCAUUUACUUGCAUCCAAGUACCGUGUUCCUCGCAGCAAAUGUUUUAAAUGUAACUGUUUCUUGAACUGCUGAAGGUGAUGCUUUUGUAGAGUUAAAAGUUUGAACAAGGAAACGGAUUAUGUGCGACGAUCGAUUUGGAUUGACAAUCCCCAUGAAUAAAAUUUACUUCACAUCGCGCGGAAGCUCACGGAGAAUAAACGGUAACCGUCUUUUUAUUCAAUUAUUUACAGUUGCCAAAUGAUGCUUUUUGUGUGCUUUUUUUCUUUGUGUAUAACUAUUAACACCUAUCGAUCUGUGCAUUGGUAGAUAAAGCAUUAAUAAAGCAAGUUUGGCAUUUAACUUAUUUGUGCUUUACUUUGUUGAUCGGACAUGAUCGGGGAGGCACUUCAGGUCAGGAUAUCAAAUACGCUUCCCUGAAAGAUUGCGGCUUUGUCACCUUCUCUGGAGAAAGCGAUCAUUUAUUUUAUUGUUGACAUUCAAGAAUCGAAAAAUAUAUGAAAGAGUGGGAAGCUGAAGUCCAGCAUUCCCUUGUUUUAUUAAACUUUCCCAUGCUUGAUGAUGUGGAACUCUUCAGAUCGCUCUUCGUGAAGUGAUCAUCACCGAAGUUUCACUACAUUUUUCUACGGUGCUUCUCGACUGGACUGAUCUGAAAGAGAACUUAAUGAAACAACUUUCAGUAAAAUGACUUUACAGUGUUGUUGAUGUUUUAUCGACUGUGUUUAUUCCUUUAACAGCGUUUUUGUUCCCCGUUUCACCGUUGAUUUAUCAGUGCAAUUAUCGCGCGGCGAAGAAAUUUUGUUGAAAUUCAUUGUUUUCGCCUCUUUCCACAGCUUUUUCUUUCUCAAAUUGCUAUUUUUUUUACAUACCCUGGCUGCCCAUUAACUCAUCUAAAAGAAAAAGUUUGUUUGAAAGCCAGAGUUUAUCUCUGGUUUUACUGCGCAUAUGGUUUAUUUUAGCUAUCGCGUACGCUUAUUUACAACCGAAAAUUGCCAGGGAAUUGGGGGUUGUCGCACGUAAAAGUCCCAGGAGUGAAUGGGUUAAUGACAUCCCUGCGUCCUGUACUGUUUCUCCGGGAAUAAAUUUCAGCGCCUCAAUUAAUUAUCAAACUUUCUCCACGUUGCUCAUGAAUCUCGACUCGAUUCCAGAAUUGUCUGAUAAAAACCAAGCUAUUUGAGAACGAACGUCGCCUAUCUCAGCGCUUAAAAUCCUCCUUCUUGUAAACAGCUUUAUUCAAAUUUCUGUUGACGAUGCUAAUGAGCCUUUUGCGAGAAAGUGUUGCGUGACGACCCAAACGAAAGCUCUGCUGUAUAUUUAUUGACUUCUGAUGAUAAGACUGAGGAAAACAGGGGCUACAUUUGGUGUUAAGUUUCUUUCAAGAAGCUCUUUUUUUAGCUCGUCAUCAGCACACUGUUUAGUUUUUGGCUUUGGUUGCGAUUGAUAUUUGACACUGCACUUGAUCAUAAGUUUCGUUCGCCAAAACGUGAAAACCGCUUCCACUUUCCUUGAUUUUUUGAAUGAGCAAACCACCAUGAGAAGACUGCAAAUCACUAGGGAUGAGUUUCACCAAAAAAAAUUGUCAGCUCUUUUGAUAUGUGUGGUUAUCAUUUGCGCGUAGCGGCAACUUGUCAACGAGAUCUCAACAUCAGUAAAAAUUCAACUUGGAGUACGAUCAUGAAAUAAUGUUAGCUUGAUAAAUUUGUUCUAUAUAGCUUUUUUAAACAAUCACUUCUUGAUUUAUGAAAGAGAGUUGUCUUAAAUUUUACAAAUUACAGUGGCCAAACAAGUGCAUUUGUUAUCGUUUACGUGUAGCAGCAAUUUUCGCCAACGAGAUAUCAUCAACAUCAGUAAAAAUGCAACUCGCCGUUCGAUCACGAAAUAUUGUUAGCUUAAUAAAUUUGUUCUAUAUAGCUUUUUUAAACAGUCACUACUUGAUUUAUGUCUGUUUGUCAAACUCCGAAUUUUGUGACAACUGUUUUUCUGAUUUCUGCCAGACUUGUUAGCCGGUUCAUACAUUCCUUGUGACUUUCUAUUGUUUGAAUGAAACGAGUUUGAAACUUUUAUUAGUACUCAAAUGAUCAUGUGUAAAAGUGCCCCUUCAGCAAAGAAAGUUUCCGGUGACAUCAGCUAGAUUUGCAGAAAAGCAAGUUUUAUAAAUUAAUUAAUUCUAAGCUGCAUUUGCAUGAACAAGUUUGAAACUUGAAUAAUGGCAAACUUAUCAACUCAAACGCUUACGAAAAUGUUACUUUAUAGGACAAAUAAAAUUUUCCGUCAAAUUAUUGUGUGACUUUAUGUAGAUUUGCAUAUGCUAAAAGCGCGACAAGCCACGGAAUCUCUGCCGAGAUGUGUUUUUGAAUGUUCUCGGCAAGUGAAAGGCUACAUGUUACAUGUACGAAAUCAUUUUAAGCUGCAUUUACAUGAAAGAGUUUAAAAGCAAAUUUACCACGUUGACUCAGAUACUCAUGGAAAUGCCACUUUUUAACAAAGAUAGUUCAUCUUAUAAAUCUUUAUCAAGAGCCCAAUUCAAAGAAUUGCCGAGCCGCACCUUUCAUCUGUGAAAAUCUAUGAGCAUAGUGAGCAAAAGCUACAUACAAUGUACAUGCAGGAUAAAUCUUUGAAAGGGAAAAUAUCGAUUUACACUUACUGAAAGCUUGCUGAAGCUGGCAGUUCAAACAGUUACAGAACACCGCACCACAAGCACUGAUCGGUGGUGUGAAUUUUUGAACGUCUACAUGACUGUACAACAUUGUUCUUUUGGAAAAAAAGUAAUUUCAUGUAUAAACCUUGCUUCUCAAACCUCAAAGCUGGAAACUUGAGACUCAAUCGUCACGUCUCGAAACUCGAAGCGUUUGUGCUUUGAGAUGCAAGGAUUGAGUGUCAAGUUACUUUUGAGGUACUGUAUUUUCAUUUUCCAGAGUUUCAAAGUCUGUGAAUGUUACACUUGGUGGUUUCUGAUAUUAGUUAUUUAGCUUUAUCUAUGCCUUUCUAUUUUUGUUAUAUGUUUUGUGUUAAUUCUAAGAUGGCUUGCAAAAGGGUCUUUUAACACAAUUCAGGGCUAUCACUAACUUCAAAGUCAAACCUGUACAGUUCCGCUGAAAAGUAUGUUGACAGUCUCGACUGGAAACUGGAUUCUUGAGUCCUUGUAUUUCUCUAUCAAUUCUUUCUUGUGAACUAUGAGAUAUUUUAUUUUAAGUGCACAUGAAAUGUGUGAAGGUAAGUAAGCUUUUAAAAUUGUGUUUGUGACAGCGUAAAUGAAUAUGAUCUUUAAUUAUGAUAGCCGCCGUGAAUUUUUUUCUCAAAAACUUCAACGUUUUUGCAAGCCGUUGAAGAAUUACCAGAAAACAUAUAAUAUAAUUAGCAAGGCAUCUGUAAAGGUGAGAGAAAAGGCUGUAAGAAAUAUCUAUAUACCUGUACCUAUUUAUAGUGAGAUGGGAAAUGCCAACAUGGAAGUAAAAUUUGCAUAUGUUGUGUGUAAUUUGAAACCUUUGGCUUAAACUUAACAUGCAAUUCGCAACAUUUUAACACAUACAGCGGCGACUGAACAUUUCUAAAGGCAAAAGUCAUGAUUACUGAAGGUUUGUCCACGACUUUUUCAUUCAAGGUCAUUUUUAGAGGAAACUUGCAUGAACUGCAUUGCAGCCGAAGAAUUACAAGACAUUUGUGCUUGUUUGUGUACUUUUUAUGGCGAUAAUUUUUAGCCAGGGGCUGACAAAUAAAAGUUUACAUUUUCGUUUUAAAAGCGCUGAAUGAGCAGGGAAUUCUGGCUGCUGUUUUUUUGCCCAUUAAAAAGGCAAACAUGUUUCAAACGUGCAAACUUUGUUUCAUCAUGUAAGAAAGAGAGGCUUGCAAAAGCUGUUUGUCACAGUCCGCAGCAUGUACUUUGUGAUACUUUAAACCAGAGUGAGUCUAUUUGAUGAAUUUCUACCUCAAGAGAUCAGUCAAGCAACAAGCUCAUUAUAUUUCUCAAAUCAGCUCUCGACUCUCGAAGCCUUGUGACCUUGGGUCAAAACCUCAAGUCUUGCGACAUUUGAUUCUCGAAAGUUGCGAGAUUUGAGAAUCGAGUCGCGAGAAUUGGAAUGCGAGGUACUGUCAACUUACUUUUGAGCAGUACUGUAUUACUUGCUGACACAAUGCACUGGUCUUGAUGUUCACACGAAAUGCAUCAAAAAUAAAAACAUUUUACAGUUCCGUUCACAAGUUAGACCUAAUACAAAAAUACACAGACUAGGUUUUUCUGCAAAGCAAGAUAAACAACCUUUCCUUUUGCUUUUUUGUUGUCUAAAAGCUUUUGCUCAUUACAGAGGUAUGUGCAUGUGGGUGCUGACGGGUGAUAUAAAUGGUUAUUGUUCGUUUCUUGGAGAAUUGAAUUGUUUUCUUUAAGUCUUUUUCAGCAGUGAAUUUUUGAGAAUCCUGGCUUGUCGAAAUUCAAAUUUUUCUUUUUUGCUUUUUUUAACAAUACUUUUUUUACCUAUUGGCUUGUUUCCCUUUAUGGAUACUGCUACUCUUUUAUAGCUUUGCAAGAUGUUGCAAUAAACAUAUUCCUAGUUAAGUUGGGAGUAUUGAGUUUAUGACUGUCAACUCACUUUUGAGUUGUACUGUAUGCAGUGCAAUUUUCCACUAUUAUUUUAAAAAUUUGCAUCUGCACUGUGCUUAUAACCUUACUUCCGUAAUCUGCUUGCUUAUGCCAUAAACUGCCCAUAUACCCUAGGAGAUAUGCUAUUUGAAUGAAAUUUACUUAACCUCAUCGCUAUCUGAUUGGUUACUUAAUAUUUUGAGGCUAUCAGCUAUGUUGAAGUAUGUUUACAUCCCAAUUGUGUUUUACCAUUGGCUUGUUAAAGCCUGCCAGACCCCACGUAUACUACUAUGAUGGGUGGUCUAGAUUUAUAUUAAUGCAAGUAUCAACAUCCAGUAUUGUAUCUGAAGCACUUACUGAAAGUAAAUUACAAAAAAUAAUUUAAUAAAAAUAAAAAUAAAUAACUCAUAUUAAAAAAAUGCAAUAAAAGACUUUAUAAUAAUCUCUGCAGUAAAAGAAAUCUAUUGAACUGAAACCUGUUCAAAUAAAUUAAACUCAUUCAAGCACUAGUAGUGUUCCUUGAAGAACUAAAUUGAUUGUUGAGUAAAUGCGGUUGUAUUGACUUUCAUUCUUUAGAAAUUGUCGUUGAUGCCAAAUCCAAUACAUCAGAAGACCAACACGCAAGUACUUCUAGCUCCGUAAGUACUGUAAAUGUAAGGGAUGUAAUAGGUAACAGGCUUAAUAAAGUUGAUAUUAUGAGGUUUCUAUUGCCACCGUUAUGCCACCUUUCAGCUGAUGACAAAACACGCAAGGUCUUGAUUGAGAAUGGUUUUCUUGAACUGCUAUCAAAGUACUUUUUUCAACAGUGGAAGAUUUGGAAUGAGAAACAAGAUAAUGACACAAAGUUACAUGAUUCCAAAACGUGCCUUGUUACUUUGCUUGGCAUUGUAUUAAAUAUUGUUGUCACUGAACCGAAACUUGUAGUUUCCAACCAUACGCUGAAACAACUUAGCCAACAUGCCAUACUCUCCACUCCGCUGCUGCUUUCCACAGAAGCAGAUGUUGUGAUUCUAGUUAAUCAAGUUGUGCUUGGCCUCUUGUUCAUAAGAAGCAGUGUGGAACAUAAUGAUUCUUUCACAUGUGAUGGAUUAUGGAAGUUUUUACAGACUUCUAUUCAGAUCUUAAAAGAGGCAAAACCCUUGAUGCAGAACAGAGGAGGUCAAUUUGUUGAACAGAAAAAAACCCAGGUUGCUAUCAGAUGCAAAGAAGCAUGGUCAGAAAUCUCAGAAUUGUGGUUUCUUGGUUUGCAAGUAAUUUCAGUGCUAGUAAACUCGUUGCCUGUUGUCAAAGAGCUUUUGGAGGAAAGUGGGUGGAUGGACAUGAUCAUAAACAUUCACAGCUAUGAUCAAGAACUGACUCUAGAGGAAAAAGAUGCACUUCUUGAUUUGGGUCAAAAAGUAAACAACUUUUAA
Messenger RNA from Porites evermanni, 9251 nucleotides. The record is from the annotation of a GenBank genome assembly. NCBI's taxonomy places the organism in Eukaryota, Metazoa, Cnidaria, Anthozoa, Scleractinia, Poritidae.